This is a messenger RNA of Elgaria multicarinata webbii, 5295 nucleotides long. RefSeq names its product spindle and centriole associated protein 1 (gene SPICE1). Bases 360 to 2678 code for a protein of 772 amino acids. The transcript is spliced from 17 exons. Gene Ontology annotation, biological process: mitotic spindle assembly; metaphase chromosome alignment; regulation of centriole replication. Lineage: Eukaryota; Metazoa; Chordata; Lepidosauria; Squamata; Anguidae. Gene Ontology annotation, cellular component: centriole; centrosome; spindle. The record is from RefSeq and is a predicted model, not a curated record.
GCUUCCUGGAAGAGCACCCUUCAUAGAUGUUAUUUAAAAACAGUAACAACACCUUCCUCUGAUUGGCUUUCCACUAUCUUCUUGGAUUUGCUCCCAACGCCCCAGAAGUUGAGUCAGCAUUAUAAGGCAGUGGCUGGAAAAGAAGGCCACCUCCUCAAAAACACCUUUCUCUCCGUCCCACCCCACUCAGGAAUAACUCAACUACUGGGGCAUAGGGGCAGAUUGAAGAUAGUGGCCAGCACCUACUUGGAAAUGGAUGUUGCUUGAUGCUAGAGCACUGUAAAAAGUAUUAAAAGAGCACUGUUCAUGAUCUAACCGUUCAUCGUGCGACACCUGAGGAUAUUGUACGAAGACAUGAGAUGCACAAGUCAAAGAACAAAGUCCUUGUACACUUGGAACUGCAAGAAAAAGCAUUAAAGAGCAAAUGGAAGAAGCAGAGACCAAUAACGUUAGAGUCGCUAGAGAAAAAGAAACUGGCCUUGAUGAGAGAAAUUCUCUCUGAGCAGUACCAGCUACAGGAUGUCCUGGAGAGAUCUGACCAUGCCAUGGCUAUGGUGAAAGACCUAUUUGGAGAUGCCCCUCACAGGCAUUUAGGUUUCCCAAACGUGACGGUAGCUCCUGAUUAUGGUCUGCAAUCCUCUCAAGGUCCCAUCAUACAAAAGUGUGAUCCUCCCACACAGCUCUCCAUUCUUAGCAAUCCCAAGGCUGUCAGUGAAAUAAGAGAACAUGCUUCCAUGUGCAAGACAAACAAUGAGAAUGAUGCGUCUCUGAGCUUCAGAUCCAACAUUGACACGGACAGGAUGCUUUACCUUCUGAAAGAAGAAAACUCUGUAGUCAUUGACCAAAAAGGGGCUUCUAAGCCACCAGCAUCUAUCACGUCAUCACAGGGAGUAAAUGUUCUUUCAACUCCAACAGCAGCUUUUCAGUCACCGGGACAUACAGCCCUUAAUACUACUAAUGUAGUCAGGAGAAUCCAUUCAAGACUUCAGAACGAAGAACAGACUCCAGAUACCACAUUCGUUGUGCAGCAAGUACUGAAUGCUAAUGUAAGGAAGCAAAAACAAACAUUAACAAAAGUGAAGAAAAAACAAAGUGCACAGAUCCCUAUUGGACCAAAGAGAAAUAACUUGAGCACUGGUGCAACUUCCUUUGACCGUCGAAAUGGCAACAGAUCCAGCCUAGAGGUCUUGAAUCAAAUGAUGCAUGAGUUGGAGCAUGAGAUGGAGGAACAUGAAAGGUGGAUGGGGCAUGAAAUCCAACCAGUACAACCCAGUCAAGGGGUCUCUGGAUUUACUCACUCGCUGGUGAAUGUUCUGUGCCGGAUGCUGCGCUAUUUGAAGGAGAGUGAGACAAGGGUGCGCCAUGAAAUGUUGGGCAGGCAGCAGCUUGAAAGGGAGCUGAGUGAACACAGAGCCCUCAUUGAUGCUUUAACUGCUGAAGUCUUCCUGGUGAGAGAAGAAAACCAUGCUAUGCAGAAUAAGCUCCAGAAGUACCUGAUUGUAAGAGAUGAACCAGUGAUUCCACUUGCUCAUGCACUUGAAGGCCUUUCUUUCACAGAUUCUAAUAGAAUUACAAGUCCUGGAGAGAUUGGGGAACAUUUAGUUGGCUGUCCAGAGACCACCGAAGCACACAGCCUCAUUGAUUAUCUCUUGUCAGACAAGGCCGUCCCAGUUCAUGUGCAUGGACUUUUGCAAGAAGAUCUUAACAGUAAAACGCCAAUGUUGCUAAACCCUCCAGAUAAAAUCUACCCAACCCCUACGUUAUCAACGUGUAGGUUCCAACCGGCUGUCUUGUUAUCUCCACCACAGCAGAAAAGCAGCCAGGACUUGUCUCUUCAAGAUGACUCCACUAGGAGAGAGCAAGAUGGAGAACAGGCUUCCUCUGCCUCAUACAAACCACUGAUGGUGCAGGAGGAUGACAGUCUCUUAACUCAGAAAGGCAGUGUUCCUGUUGCAACCCAAACCUUGCAGAGUUCUCUAUGGCCACAUGACCAACUUUUAGGAAGCACCGUCUCUGCAGUGCCAAGACCAAGUUUUGGUGAUGUUACAGAGAGACUCGAUCCUGGUGUGAACAUGAUGCGUACACAGAACGAUGAUCUGCAGGGGCAAAUAACUGAACUAACACUGCAGAACUCUGUUAUUAAAGCUCAGCUGAGCGCAUUUGGGCAUUGCCAUGAGGAGGCUUGGGAUAGCUUACAUCAGCCAGUCCAAAUGCAGGAUGGAUCAGUUGUAGAAGGACAGGAAAAUGGUGAAGCUGUAAGUAGCUUGAAAGAAUUACCAAAGAGUUUGGAUGAACGAAUAGCUGAGUUGAGCCGCCAGAGUGCAGAAGCACGUGGCAAAUUGUUGUUGUUGACCAGUCAGCAGAAGUUAUCCACAUUCAUCUCUGUGUCUCCACCAGUUUCACCAAUUCUAUCACCACCUGUAAACGUGAUUGAGAAUGGAAGAAGGACAAUUGAGGUGUCUUCCCCGGUGGCAGAAACUCUGGAUAGUUCUAAAGAAGAUACGUUUUCCUCUGCCAGUGGGACUAGUGCAAGGAGAUCUACAGGAGUGUCAAGUCAGGUGUGUUUACCAUCAAGCACCUCGAUGAGAAAUAUACAGUUGACAUAUGGCAGUCACAGGAUAGCAUCUGAAAAACAAAGAGAAGAAGGCUGGUUUGCCUUGUCAACGCACAUUGGAUAGCCCUGAACUCAGUGAUAUGUAUACAAUCGUGUGUUUAAAUUGUUUUCAUGCCAUUUUUGUAAAGUUUAAGAGUCCUUUCUGCCAGUACUUGGAAAUGUCAGUGAUGCUAAUUGUACUGUGCUCGUUCCAGAUCUGUGGUUAUGUACUUCUCAGUAAGAGUUCAUGUCCAUAUUGCAGAACGCUUGUGUCAGACUCAUUUUCAUAUAUGCAGUCUGCAGCAUGGUAGCCACUUGAAAGCACAGCAGUGUGAAAGCAGCUGUCGGUAGCAAAUCUGUUGAACAGCUCUUCAUGGUAUUGCUUUGACUUUAACCACAAUCUCAUUGUUGUAACAUUCAAGCAGCUUUUCACACUGUAAGCCACACGUUUGAGUCAGGCCUUGGUAGCCAUUGCUGCCUUUGCCAAUCAAAAUGGCUCCUUGAGGUGUCUGCAAUUAUUUGAUUGUAAUUUCUGGAAUGUUCAGCAUUGCAUAAUAGAGGAAAAUCUAAUUGAGAAAUGCUGAAUGCAACAAACAAGAGACUUCGCAUGUUUUAACCCUUGUAAUGCCACUGGAAAAAUACUUGUUGGAAAUAAAGCAGAUUCUUCCCUGUGGCACCAAUUAUUGGCUUCUAGAAGGGACAUUCUAUCACAUAAGGCAAAUUCCUGGAGUGGAGUUGGUAACUUUUUGGGUCCAGUUAAAUGAUCGAUCAUGACACUCUUUCCUGGCACAAGCCUUACAGUCCCAUCUGUUGCUUUCAGAAACUGACCUGUGUUAAAGCACAGCAAAUUUCCUGUUGUUCUCCCUAGCUUCCUUCAGCAACAUGCCACCUUUAUUUGAUACACAUGCAGAAACCAUUCAACUUGGCAAGUAGGAGAAUUCCUGGAGGGCACUAGGGCAAACAAUCCUCCUAAAUCUUGAUAGAUAGAUAGAUAGAUAGAUAGAUAGAUAGAUAGAUAGAUUAAAAGAGAGAAAAGAUUGUUCCUGUAGCUUUCUCUGACUUUUUGGAGAGGAGGCACCCAUCCUGUUCUCUGGCUUAAUGGGUGUUGAUUUGGUCAUACUGGCUAAUCAGCUUCCCAUGAUGAUUUUAAAAAAUACACUCUGUGGCUGCCCAGCAACCAAUAGUGUAGCACUGCAGGUCACCUCCAGCUGUAUACUGAACUGCAGAAUGUGACUUUUGGAGAGGGAUGAGGCAAGCAGCAUGGCAUGGUGAUGGUCUGUCUCUUUGAAUUUAAUGAAUAUAAAGGAAAAAGUCGAGGAGGAGGAGAAUUCAGCUAGGCCUCCCCCCAACCCAGAAUUAGUAGUAGUAGCACUAAGCAGGAAAUGUUAAAAUUAUUCAUGCGUGCAAAAUGGAAUUAUCAACUCCCGAGAAAGGAAAGUUUUCCAUCUCAGAGAGGCCUUUAAACCUAUCUAAUCUACUUGAAAAAUAAUAUCAUUUUUAAAGCCCAGAUUAUUUUUUAAAAAUAAUUUUCUUCUUUAUGCAUCGAAAUUAAUUCCCUUUGGGGUCUGUUUUUUUUUAAUGUAUCCUCUGGACUCUGUAAUAGAUGAUGCUUCGCUUGUCCUCUGCAGUCUAAAAAAAAGCAGUCAUCCUUUUUAUUUCCCCCCAACCUCCACGCUUAGCUGUGAAAGAGUGGAACCUCAGCGGGAAUUAUUUCUGAGUUGACAUGUUUACCGGGCUGAUCUCAGAGCGGAUGUGGAGAUUUCCAAAGAACAGAAGUUAUCUCAAAGUGCAGGCUCAUUUGGGGGAAAACAAAGCAGCUUUUACACUCAUUAACCCUUUAGCAAACCUUUGGGUAGGUGCAGCUUCAGAACAAUAGCCUCCCUCACCCCUUUUAGAAUUGCAGUGUAAGUCAAUAAGAAUUAUUUAUGCGAACCGCACAGAGAGCUUCGGUUAUGGGGCGAUAUACAAAUGCAAUAAAUAAUAAUAAUAACUACUGAGUUGACAUGUUUAGCCAGCUGUUUUCAGGUCAGAAGUGGAGAUUUCAAAGGAACAACAGUCAUCCCAAAGUACAAGCAUUAACACCUGUGCAAUAGCGGUAAUGUAAAACUUGAAUGCACCCCUAGGCACGCCCACCAUACUAAGCUGAAUUUAUUUUGGGGAAUUGGGGCAAUGCUUCACAUUGAAGCUGCAGCAGGAAGAAAAUCUAUCACAAAAUGCCUUUACAAAAAAUGUGGUUUUCAGGCAUGUGUCACGAAAGUUUCUGAGAUGCAGCAGCUCUGGAGUAAAUUGCUCUUGUUGAUAGGCCCUAUGUCACUGUCCCACCAAAUCAGCUGUAUGAAAGCUUAUACACACAAAGCUUAUAGCUAAACAAGCCCCAAUACAUAAUUCAACUAGGUAUUGAAAGCUGGGUGAAUCCUAACGUUUGACUUUUCAGAAUGGACAUUGCCAGAUACCCUGCUAGCAUGCUUCAUUGGGAAGGCAGAGGUGCUUUAUUAAAUACUGUUAUAUGAGUUCACAAAUGAACACGGAACAUUAAACACGAGCAGGAUGUGAAAGAUUGACAGUACCCAAGUGGAUGGGAAAAUAUGAUAAGAGUGUAUACAGAAUGGACAAAGACAGACUACUUGGCUUAAUUUUGAUGGUCUUUAUUGUUCAAAAGCUUGCAAGCACUUUUCUAGGAAUAAAAUGCAAGGCAAACAUGG